CCUAACGCUCCAGAGUUCCCAGGCGGGGGUAGGGGAGAGAACCCAACGGCCCAGCCCUUGGCCAAAAGGCUGUUUGCUCUCACAGCUCACACCCACAAGAGUCACCGCAGACGGAAGUAGGGAUGGAAUGUGUGCAUGACACAUGCUUGCAAACUUCCCCAGCUCCUCACUCCCUCUCUCUCCCUGCCGGUAGCACUUCGCUCCCUGGUACCCCUGGACUAGCCCAGCCGCUCUCAACAUGGGGAACAUAACUUGUGUUCCCCAGCCACCGGGGAGAUUCAGACACUCCUUCAGCAGGAAACCUUCCCUGAAGAAAGAACAAGACAGCAAGAAAAAACUGGCCAGCCUCUUUGGUAUUGAGUCAGGGCAGGAGAGAGACAUGACCACAGACAAAAUAUUGCAGUAUAUUCCUGGGAAGAAUAUCACGAACCAGGAAAAUCAAAAGGAAAACUUGGACCAGCGGUUUCCCAGCCUGUUCAAGAAAGGGCGGAGGAAGACAGUUGUAAGAAAUCUGGGGAAAAUUAUCUAUUACUCCAAGGUCAAAUUUAAAUUCCAGCACUGCCAGGAGGUGAACGACUGCUACUUGGAACUGUUCCAGUCCUACCUGUACUUUCAGUCUGUUGGCUCGAAUGGAUUGACCUAUCAGGGGCUGCUGCCGCUGAAAGAGCUGAGCGUGUGUGAAACCGAAAAGGCCAAGAGCGCAGAGCGGGAGGAACAUGCGUUCUGCAUUACAGGUCCCCUGCUGAACCCCCUUAUCGUGUACUGCCCCAGCGAGUCGGAGCUCAAGCGAUGGCUUUAUCACCUGGAGAAACAGAUACAGCUGAAUGGGGGAAACCUGGACGGGUCCUUCCUAUCUCAGUGCGACGGGAAGCAGAACUCCAUAGGGAAAGAGGAACUGAGGUGGUCUGUGCAGAACAUGCCUGUCCAAGAAUGGAAAGGGACCCAACGGGAGUCCCUAGGUGAUGUCCUCUGCGUCUCUAAAGUGAAGCUGCAGCAUUUGCCUUUCCAGGAGCAGCACGACAGGCUUUUGAUCCUGUACCCAUCCACGCUGGUGAUUGUCUCCGAAGAGCGCAAUGGCCUCUACUUUAAGGGAGAACUGCCACUGAAUGCAAUACAAGUUCAUUUUGAAGAAAACCAAAAACGCUCCUUUCUAAUAGAAGGACGACUAAUAAAUUCAAUCCAGGUCAUUUGCCCCAGCUACGAAGAUUACCAGGAGUGGCUGUACUGCCUUAAAACAGCCCAGUUUCGGAAUGCUGACUCUUCCCUUUCAGGAUCAGAAAGCUUCUCGGGAUCAAAGCCACCACACCUUGGGCAGUUCCCAGGCAGCGGGAGAGGCUCCCUCACCUCCGAUGGCCGGACAAACUCCUGGACGUCACGAGGGAAACUUACCACCUCAACCCACCACUCCCAGCACAGUGGCUCCAUCCCUGACCAGCAAUCAUUUGUUCUGAUGCCUGAAGGCAGAGUGACUGAAGACCCGCUGUCCCCAGGCUAUGCCCAGCCUGUCCAUUGCCUGGCAAAUCCCAGCUGGCCAAGUACCGGGAUCCCCAAACCAGAACUGAAGAGGGGCGGCAGCGCUCGCAAGUCCAAAGGCAAAUGCGGACCUGCCCAGCAGCCGCAACCCAGCAGCCAGGACUCGGAAAGGACUGUGUUUAGCCUCAUUCCCGAAAACCCCAACAGGGAGCCGCUGUCGCCAGUGUACAACGAUCCCUACUCUCCACUGAGCUCCCAGCAGCACCCAGCGGUCCCCCCGCUGCAUUUGGACUCGAACAACCUGAAUCAAUGGAGCUUGGGGGAAAGUCAGACUCCGGCAGCUCCCAGCUCUCUGGAGAAACCAGCCCCGCCCCGCUCUCCCCUGUACGCUGACCCCUACACCCCGACCCCCACCCCUGGACGCAGGGUUGCAGACUCUGACUUCCUGGAAGAGUUCUUAAGACGUCAUGGUCAGACUGGCUCAGAGCAGCUGAACGGCUACGCAGAAAUCCCAGGGUCCCAUCACCCUCCGCUGCAGAAGAAGACCUCCCACCCGUUGCCCAGCAGUCGCGGCAGAGAGCCACCCGCCGCGCAGAGAUACAGCAACCCCGGCACCUCGUGUCACUUCCCGCAGGCAUCUCCCCCCAACGUUUCCUGUUUUACAAACAUCCCCUCCUUGAGGGAAGAAUUUCUGGGAUCCUCACUGCAGUCCUCAGAGGGAAGCGCUGGUGUUUACAACCUGCCCGGGAAUGGCCGCGUGCGGCACGACUCUGCAUAUCACGACUACGCAGAACUCCAAAGCUUCCACAGCGACUUCAGUUACGACAACCUCUGGGAGGCUGAGGAGAAGGAGUCGGGCAUCCGGCAGGCCGGGCCCUUCUCCUGCCAGCAGUUUUAUCAUGUAUGAGGGAAAGAAGCCAAAGCAGUGCUCAUAAAAACUCCCGGGCCUGCCCCACCCUGACCACUUUGCUUUCAGCCAUGCCUUUUAGCUGUGAAGCGUGUAAGGUGUGUAUAGAAUGAGCAGGGGGAAGGAUCCCUCCAGUGACUGGGUCUCCUGUGUGUGCUGAGCUCUGGCUCCGGCAGGUUUUCAUCAGGUUGGAACUCUUCCACCAAAUCUUAAUACGAUGCCCACGAGCAUGAACAAGACUCUACGAAUCCUAAUGAAAAAUGAAGUCCCUCCCCAUCCCCCAACAUUUUGGCAGUACUAGGGGGAUCUUGGACGCUAGGCACUCUAAAGAAACUCACUGUCCCGGCUGCGUAGGGAACCGGAUUUCGUGAAUAGCUGUUGUUCCAUGCAGUGGAAAAGAAGCCUAGCUCCUAAUCACGCUCCCUUCGGCUAACAGGAAAUUGUGUGUAUGGAAAGGUCGGUGACUCAGAGGGGCUAGAAGAGGAGAAACCAGUCAUUGGACGGGUUAGCGUGUGUGUUAAGUAUUAAAGAGUUAUGCAUCGGGAGACCUGGUCGCUUUCCUUUUCAAUGGAGCUGCUUAGUUGGCGACAUCCGGGAUACCUUUAAACCUUGAGCUCUGUCGAUUAGCCAGACCUUUCCCCACUAAGCGUCAAGUCUGUGAAGACCUGUGAACAUUCACCAUCACCUAAAGUCUGCAGCGUGGGUAACAACUGCGCUCAGCCCAUUGACUCGGUGCAAAAGUCAGAGUUGGCAAUGGAGAUAGGGCAGACAGAAAUCCUCACCUGAUCCACAGGCCCUGCUCAAGCUAACAGAGGAGGGUCAUGUAGGGUCCACCUCUGUCUCUGGACACCGCUCAAUCUUCCCUGCCAGUGAUGGCCCAGAGACUAUGGUGAUGGGCGCCAAUGAAAGAAUCUGCAUAGCUUGGCCAGCAUUGAGAAAGAGACAAAGAGGAAAUCUGUUAUCUGUGAAGUGCUCUAAAGGGCAUGUGUUUUCAAGAGUUCUCCAGGUGCGGAUACCCCUGGAUCCCUCCAUGAGACUUUUUCUCUCUCUCCCAUUCAGACCUCUCCAAAUUUACUGAACUCAGUCUAAACCCUGCCUCUUGUAUGUCUGGGCAGUGAGGGAGGGCAGGAAAUCAUCAUUAAGCAAAACUCCUGCAUGAUCCUCCGAAUGCUCCAAUAAUCUAAGGAAUGCUGGUGUCCUGAGUUCCACUCCUGGGCCCUUAGGGGAAGGCAGAAGACCACUGCACAAAAACCAUCAUUCCUGGGGGGACAGUGUCUUAGCUUUAUCGGACCCUUUGGCUCAUACAGGGUCAACAGCAAGCCAAGGUGCUUUACCCUAGGCUCCAAAUUCUAACCUGCAUUCCCCAAGCAAUCUGUAGAACAAAGCGUAUUAAGGAAAUCUCUUUUUUUCACUGGUGGAAGUGAAACAAGCCACUAGACUGUUGUACUUGAAAUUUUUUAGACGGUAAUAAGCAAAGUUUACACGUAGGUUUUGAGUGGAAUAUUUGUAUUUUAUAUGUAAAUGUGGGUGAGUUAAAAACUUAUUUAAUUUCGUAGCUAUGGACUAUGAACAAUACUGUGAGACUAUCAGCUGCCAACACAUCUGUGCUGUGUGGGAUGGUUGGGUCUUCCAGCUGUUUUUGUUUUGUUUCAGGUUUACUUUCCUAUUGGGAGGGUUUAUAUAUAAUAACUUAACACUGAGAGAAGCUAUUUAUUAUGAACAGAAUUGCACUGGGGAAUGUCAGAGGCACAUCGUUUUCUGGGAUGCAGCUGGGCUCACUGAAUGUUGCUGUGUUCACUCAAACCAAAGACCUUUUUCAAGAUCUAGAUUUUUAUAUAUAUAAUAGCAGUGAUUGCAAUGUAUCAAAAUAAUUGACUGUAAAGUACUCUGGUCAAUUUCUGCAAGACUGUACAAUUCUAAUAAUAAUACACACACCUGUCUUCAGAACUGAGUCUCUGUGUGUCCUCAUCUGGUUUAACUGAGGGAUUGGUGGUUUUUCUCUGUGUUGCUGUCCUUCCUUCCAGCACCUGAAGGACAAAAUAACUUUUCCCCGCCUUCCCUAAGUCUUUGAAUCACUAGCUGGAGGAAGAAUUUUCAAACUGCCAACAGCCUGCGCUGCUCAGUUGAGAUCAGUCAUGUGCAAACACCUUAUCUAGGAACAAAUUCUCUAGUGUCUUCUUCGGGAGAUGGGAUUCGUGCCAGAGGCUGGGACUCCAGAGUUUACAGACUCUGUUUUGCCCUGCUGUCUUUGGAAUCUUUCGGCUGGAAAGGUGCUUUGCAAGUAUCAGUCAAAGAAUUCAAAUUGCUCAACAGAUUUUACUGACCGGGGUCACUUUGCCUGCCUGAGAAGUUUAUCAGUUAUGCUGGCUGCAGUCCAGUAAUACAGGAAACUUGCAGAGGGCCAGCAGGAGCUGAAGUAGAUCAUAAGUGAUGCAUAAACCGUUAGCUGAACAUUUGCACAGGAGUGGAUUUCACUCAAGAGGCACCUUCUCUUUCUCUCUUGUUUCUCAGUCUUUCAAACUAAUCUAGCAUUCUACAGCAGCUGUGAUUGUACCAUCUAACUGUAACAUCUUCCCCCUUUCC
Messenger RNA from Trachemys scripta elegans, 4963 nucleotides. RefSeq names its product pleckstrin homology domain containing N1 (gene PLEKHN1). NCBI's taxonomy places the organism in Eukaryota, Metazoa, Chordata, Testudines, Emydidae. Gene Ontology annotation, biological process: response to hypoxia; 3'-UTR-mediated mRNA destabilization; positive regulation of apoptotic process. Gene Ontology annotation, cellular component: cytoskeleton; mitochondrial membrane. The transcript is spliced from 16 exons. The coding region runs from base 239 to 2380 and encodes 713 amino acids. Gene Ontology annotation, molecular function: cardiolipin binding; phosphatidic acid binding; phosphatidylserine binding. The record is from RefSeq and is a predicted model, not a curated record.